Erinaceus europaeus (western European hedgehog) is the source of this 10242-nucleotide messenger RNA. RefSeq names its product cilia and flagella associated protein 54 (gene CFAP54). The record is from RefSeq and is a predicted model, not a curated record. The transcript is spliced from 68 exons. Gene Ontology annotation, biological process: cilium assembly. The coding region runs from base 616 to 10134 and encodes 3172 amino acids. NCBI's taxonomy places the organism in Eukaryota, Metazoa, Chordata, Mammalia, Eulipotyphla, Erinaceidae.
AAGGAAAGAAACAAAGAAGGAAAGAAAAGAGAAAUAAGGAGUCGGGCGGUAGUGCAGUGGAUUAAGCGCAGGUGGCACAAAGCACAAGGACCAGUGGAAGAAUCCCGGUUCGAACCCCGGCUCCCCACCUGCAGGGGAGUCGCUUCCCAGGCGGUGAGGCAGGUCUGCAGGUGUCUGUCUUUCUCUCCUCCUCUCUGUCUUUCCCUCCUCUCUCCAUGUCUCUCUGUCCUAUCCAACAACAAUGACAUCAAAUAACAAUUACAAUAAAAAAAAACAAGGGCAACAAAAGGGAAUAAAUAUUUAAAAAAAAAGAAGGAAAGGGAGGAAAGGAAGAAAGAAAGAAAAGAGAAAGAAUGAAAGAAGGAAGGAGCAAAGAGAAGAAGGAAGGAAGGAAAGAGAAGUAAGAGAAAGGCAGGGAAAGGAAGGAAGGAGGCUAAAAGCCCCAUCAACAGCCUCAGUCCUCCCCCCUCCUGCCCGCCAGGGGCCGCUGCGCCCCCGCCCGCCCCGCCCCCCCCCCCCCAGCGCGCGCGGGCGGCCCGGUUGCCAAGAGACCGUCGCUAGGCAACCGCGCGUCCACACCUGCCGUGGCGGCCCGCGGAGCCGGGUGUCGCCCCGAUGGCGGCCCAGGGCGGCCCCUCGACCUCGCCGUCGAACGUGUCAGGCGGCUCGGCGUCCCCGCCCGGGCUGCCGCCCACCCCGCCGCCCACGUCGACGGCCAUCUCCAAGUCGCCGCAGGAGUCGAAGGCGAGCGACCCGAGCCCCGCGCCCGGCGCCGCCUGCCCCGACGACGCGCCGCCCCGGGCCGUGUUCUACGGGCCGCUGGACGCCCGCAACCCGCUGCUGGCCACCUGCGAGCGGGAGCUGCGGGAGCUGCUGCUCUGCCUGCGGGGCGAGAAGGGCCGCGCCGCCGCCGCCCAACACGACCACGAGUUCCGCCGCCGAUGUGCCACUUGUUUGUUUAAUAUUUGGACCAAGUACGCCCCCCGGCUGCCAGUUGACUACUACAAUGAAAAGCUUCUGAAGGUUGGAGACAGCCUUUGUGCAUUGAAAGAAUAUAAAUUGGCCCUCUUACAGUGUUAUGGAAGAUAUCUUCAGCAGUUCACAACCAGCUUUGAUGAGGGUAAAACCGAUGUGAAUCAAUUCAAAACCAUCUUCUUUCCGAAAGGCCUUGGAGACCAAACUGCUGAGCAUACAUUUCACGCUUUAAAUGGCAAAAAUAUCUGCAAGUACAACCUGGUGUGUGAGAAUGAUGUGAACAUGCAGAACAAGGGCUCUGUGGACCAGUGCCUGCACAUCCUGUCCUUCUUCCGGCUCAUCAUGCAGGUGGCUCUGCCCCAGGAGCACCUCUGCUGGAUCGUCUUCAACGGUACCAUUCACAUUUACACCAUUUGCAGAAAACUGAUGGUCAUAGGUCAGUCCUCCAAGGCCUUAGAGUAUCUCUUGUGGGCCAGCAUAUGCAUGGAGUCCUCUGUUCCACUCCUGUCUGUCAGGUACUUGACAUGGAGGGCUACUCUCUACACUGCCGUCUGCCAGUGCUACUAUGAUUGCCAGGCAGGGAUACACGGAGAGGCAUUUGCUCGACGUGCUUUAGCAAAGAUUGAUGAGUUGAGGCAGCUGGAAUUAAUGAGUUCUUCACAAUCGGAGGAAGGAACCAGAAAGCAUUAUAGAGAGGCCACAUUAAAGAUGGCAAUGAUGAUCUUCAAAAGAGGAGUAUUUGAAUCUAGAAGGAAAAACAAAAGUACUUACAGACCAAAGGUCAGAAUCAAUGUGAAGGAAACACAAGUGUUGCCGUGGCCACGCACUAUCACAGAGCGCUUGUUGGAUGAGAUGUUUGAUAGCACGGCUUCCCGGUUUCUGGCAGUCUUGGAAGCGCUUUGCGAUUCAAACAGGCGGACACUACAGACUGGACCAAUUGCUUCAGAUGAAGUUGAAGUUCGAGAUGUUGUCUCAGAACUGUUCAUAGCAGGAAGAGAACUCUUACUAUUGUCAAAUACUGCAGCAGGGGGAGGAUUUAACUUUCCCAACACAUCCUUCCUGCAACUUACUGUUAAUGGAAGCAAUAUUAUUUCUAUGGAUGCUGCCGUCAAGUUUGUAAAACUAGCUUUUACCUAUGAGGAAUGGAGUUUAUUUGAAUCUUCAGCCGGGAAGCUUCUUGAAUGUCUCCAGAAGCAAGAUGAUCCAGUGUCAAAGAAAGCAGAGAAGGAUUUAGCUCUCCUUGUGGCAGUAGAGCCUCUAAUCAAUGUAAAAAGAAACAAAGGUUUAAUCUUUCCUUUGGAAAACUACAAAGGACAGUCAGCUCAAAGUUAUGUGAAAAAAUUUGCUUUUCCUGACGCUUGUACGAAGACUAGUGGAUUCCCCGAAGAUGCUUUCCAUGCGGCAGCAGUCUUGUAUUCCUGUGUCUGUUGUUCUUCUCAGGAUGUCCAGCCUGAAGAAGAAAUCGUUGUGGACAUGAUUGCGCUCCUGUGGCAUAAAUGCAAAUCAGCAAUUCAGCGCGUCAGUCUGCCCAGAAAUGACUGUGUCAAGUUGACCCAGAAAAUCAGUACCAAUAAAUGGAUUUAUCUUCUGUGGCAGAUAAAUGAACUGAUCUGGUGUUGUAAAGUGGAGGUCAUCGACAUCAUGAUGAUGGCAGAGGUGGCUUUUCGAUUGAGCGAUAUAUUGGAGUCCUUAGGAAACCCAAAAAGAAAAUCAAAAAAAUCUUUAGAUGCAAUUCUAAGAAAGAGUGUGAAUGAAUCCCUUGGAACUCAAAAAGCGAACCCAGAAAUUCUUCCACUACUAAAGAAAAAACCCGAGGAACAGCUCCUUUUGGCAUAUGAACUACUUGACAAAGUAAUCACUGCAUUAAAUUUGAAUCGCAUGUUAAUUACUUUGCCAGAUGGGUCAGCAGUGUAUGAUUACUGCACCACCAAGUGCACCAAUAUGGACAGAAACACUUGCAGAACAACUGCGGCAAAUAGUUUCAUGAUAGAUUUGCAUCUUAAGCUACUUCAGUACCAGCACCGAAUAGCCACCGUGAUCCUUGACAAAUUUCCAGUUUUGAAGACUCCAACUACUAGCAAAAAUGUGUCUGCCAAAGACCAGGGAAAGCAAAAACAAUUUGAAAGUGUUACUGGCUUUACAGAACUAACUGUAAUGAAUAAAAUCAGGAAGAAUAUGGUGUCCAAGUCGGCUUUCUUGAUGCAGAAAGCUAUUUUCAUGUUUGAGAAUGAUGCAGCCUGUGUAUCAUCUGUUCAUGGAAUUUUGCAGGAAGCAUACUCUCUGGUUGAGAAGGUGGAAACUGAAAGAAACUCCUUCCAUUCAUAUCAAAAGUAUUUGGAGAGUUCAAAGAGAAAGAAAAGCAAAAUCCCCCCUCCUCCUAUCCUGAUGGCUAGAACUUACUGUUCUGUGACGCUAAAGCCGGCUCCAUUUUGCCCAGAUGUUAAGGUCGCCUGGUAUUGCAUUUUGGGUUGCAAAGCAGAAGGGAGCUUUGGAAAAGUCCGAAUAAACAAUAACCAUCUUCCAAACUCAGGAGAAGCGAUCCCAGCAGAUGGUAAAAGCGUUUUUGAAGUGAAAGGUUUAGAAACCAAUGAGAAGUAUGUGUUUGCAAUUGCUGCUUAUUCUUCAACGGGGAAGCUUAUUGGUGAUGCCGUUGGAGAAACAACAAAGCCAAUUCUGGUUUACCCGCCUCUUUCUACGCUGACCAUCCGCAUGUACUUGACUCAGAUUGCCUACCAGGUUGGUAACUAUGAGCUGGCAAAGAAAGUUUUCGCUCCAGUUUGGGAUUAUUUCAUCGAGUCACCACUUCACAAUGAACAGUCCAUUGUUUCUCUGAGCAAUAUAAUGACUAUUACACCGAAAAGGUUACAUAUGGAUGUGUUGGCAGAAUCUUCUCCAAUACUCAUAUACCUUUUUCUUAGAAAUAUUUUUAUAAUGAGUGACAUUAAAAUUAAAGAAGAAAAUCUUUUCUGUGAUAAUAUUAAAGGCAUUGAGAUCUUCCCCUCUCAACAAAUUGCUAGAUUGAUCGAAUGUGAGAGAGUACUGGUGGCACUGGAACUUAGCAACUACCUAAGUGAUUCCAAUUAUACCCUCCAAGCUGUGACACAAUGCUAUGGCCUGCUUGCUCCUAUGAUCUAUCAUGAUACUGUUUUGGUGCCCAUUAUCCAGAUCUUGAUAAAGUGUAUAGUGGUCUUGCAAGGAAUUCCACAUGUUGUCCAAUCAAAGAAGAACAUGUCGACCUUUGAGAGUGUGCAGCACAUGGUAGCUUGCUGUGUUUUCUAUGUGACAAAGAUCCUGCGUUCAUGGAAGGAGUAUGACCUUGCGAUAAUGGUUAUCAACUACGGGAAGAAGCUGCUGGACAUCACACCUGGCUGCAGAUCUCUGUUUGGUGUCACUGAUCAAGACGACCUGUCAGAUGAGGUUCCCAAGAAGCCUGUCAAGAGUAAGAAGACGCAACAGGCACUGUCACCUGACAAAAUAAGCGAGCAGCUGGCCUUGCUGGAGACGCAUCUGCUCCGACUGACGAAGCAAUAUGUUGCAACUGAACUCUCAGGAGCUGAGGACCCUAUAUUUCUUUACCCUGUAGUUUUGAAUUGGUCUGUUAAAGCUGCUGUGAAAGAAGUUAUGAAGUUUAAGCAGAGGCCCAGAUUCCUGGAAUUCUUUACACAGGUCAUGCUAAAAUGCUUGAAUGAUGAAAAGUUUCAACUUGUGAUAGAGAUGACAAAUCCCAUCACUGAUUUCCUAAAACGGAGAAAUGACUCUCUACUUGGAAUUAAAAGACCAAAAAAUAAGGAUAAUAUUACUUUCAAUAAGAAAUCAACCAAACCUUUGAAAAAGUUCAAAGCUGUAUUAAUGGAGUUUGCAAGACCUGGAGAAGUGGUGCCAAAAAGAAGUAGAAAGAAGGAAACUCUAAGGGAAUUUCUUUCCAAAAAUCCGUUCAUUUCUGAAAUGCUGGAACGUGAAAGAAAUAAGAGAUCCGAUGUUAGAAAAAUAGCAUUUCGAUUCCUGGUAGAUACCUUCAAUCCUAUAGUACUAUCUCGUGCUAAAAAAAGGAGGUUCCAUCAAAUAUUUCUUGAGGAGAUACCUUGGAAAGCUCAGAUGAACCUAUACCUGGCAAAUGCAUACUUCAACUUGUUUUUAGUAAAAUUAUGGGAACGGCUGAAAUCAAAAUAUGGUGUUUCACACCCAGCAUUCAGUUUCCGAUCAUGUGACCCGAAUAUGUUCUCAUUAUAUAACUCAGGGACAGUGUUACCGACAGCAAAGUUGACUUUAGAAAACUGCAAAGUGAUGCUUGAUUUUCUUUUUACAACUAGGAAGAAAAAAGCUAACUUUCCAUCAGAUGCAGAAGAAUUUUCAAUAUUCUUCAGUUCCAAAAUGACUGAUGAAAACAGUAGCAAGGCACAAACGAUUUACGACUCAGACUCUCAGUCAACUGUCAGUACUAAGGAGAAGGACCGCGCAGGACAUUUGAGUUUCUUGGAACAUUUCACAAGAAUCUUUUUGUGUUGCAGGAGAGCAAUGGUGCUUGCUUAUCGAGGUGGCUAUUGGACUCUUCUUCAGAACUGUUGUCGGACCCUUUGGAACUACACUCAGGAGCUACAAAUAAUUCAAAGACAGAUAGCUGAUCUUUAUAAAGUGUAUCCCAUUAACCAGGAUGUUUUCCUCUGUACCAUUGUUUUGCCAUUCUACUUGGGAGCAGAAUCACUUAUUGAAAUGUUAAUAGAACUACAAAAUGUCAAUGCUAUUAAGGUUGUUGAAGAGAAGGGAGAAUUCAGUGUUCCAAGCUGCUAUGGAAAUAUUAAAAAUGAUAAUGGUGGUUCUAGCCUUACAUUUGAGCAUCCUUUGGAUGACGUCAAUGUGGUCGACUUAAAGUGGAUCCAUGACUUUGUGUUAAAAUCUCUGGAACUUUUAUAUCAAGUGGAAAGAUGGGAAAAUCUAGUGUCACUGGCCAUUAUGUUCAAUUCAGUUUCACAUGAGAGGUAUACAGAGCAAGUGACACCACUCCUGGUGUUUGCACAGCGCCAGCUUCUUCUAAGAAUCAACAAGUUCAAGGGUCCAGAUAUUACCCAGCAGCCUUGUGCACUAUAUGAAUCUCGACAGAAAGAGAAAAUAACCUGCCGAAAUUUCAUUGAGAAGCAACUUGUGAUUAAUACUUCAAUCAAGAAAGUGACAGAGACAGGAAAUGAUACAGAGGCCCUGCAAAAGCACAUCUAUUCAGAAUACAGCCUAGCCAAAGAGCUCACCUGUGUGCCUUUGGAUGUGGCAGAUUCUCUGGGAUGCUUUAGAGAGACCUUGGAAAAAUCCAAAUACCACAACAGAUCGAUCCGACACAGCAGGAAGUUGCUUUCAUUAUUCCUUGCACAGACACAAGGAGACAAAGGAGGAAUAAACAAUUCAAAAUUUCCUACUGGAAAGGUGGACUUUUGCCUGGGGACAGAGGAGAUGCAUAUGCCAACACCUCCUGACCUUUCUCAAGAAAACUUCAGAGUUUUUAGCUCAGUGGAGAAAAGCAAACUUCCUUAUUCUCAGCUUGGACUCGUCAUUUCUUCUUAUUAUAAAACGAUUGAUGUUCUCCAAGCCAGCAAUCAAAGAAGUCUUAAAGUUCAGGCACUGAAUGAACUCGGAAGUCUUCUCAUCUUUGCAGAAAAGAAAAGGGCUGCUUUGAAGUGUUGGUCUCAAGCUCUUGAUGACAUCUUCAGAAAACAAGAUGUGCUGCACACCUGGAGAGAGUUUGGGGCCGCCCUCACCCCGACCACCCACGGCUACUCCUUUCCUGUUCCCAAGGACUACAGUGAGGACUUCCUCUCCAAAGUUGGCAUUUGGGGCUGUUUGCAAGGAGCAGUCAUAGCGGCAAAGAUAGCACAGUUUAUUAAACUCUCAAGCGUGGAAAAGAGAAUCAACUGCUGUAUUUUGUCUGCAUUACUCUUUCAGGGCUUGCUUAGAACCACACUCCCACACCCUAAAGCUGACCGAUGCUACGCUCAGUACGAGAUCACUCAGCUUCUUCCAGGCAUCGAGCUGUUUGCGGACAGGUACAGGGCUGACAUCUGCUCUGUGGUGGCAAGCCUCUAUUACACUAUACGUGAGCUGCACUUUGCUAAGCAAGAUCUCAUAAUUCUGCCUCUCCUUGCAUUGUACCAAUACUUUGUUUCUGGAAUUUGUGGGAACCUUGUCAAAAAUUUAGAAGCAAGACUCCUCAAGAUUGAAGUCCUCAUAGACUUGGGAUUCUUUUCCGAAGCCUUUUAUGAGAUCACCCAGAUUUUUUAUGGAAAAAACAUGCCUUGCCCCAUACCUUCUGGCUACAGAGCUACUGGGAAGAUGAAGCUAUUUCAAUCAUUUGACUCAGCAAGGCCUCUUAGUAGUAAAGAAAAUAUACAGGCACUUGAUGAACUGAUAAGUAAAGGUAUGCCUGUAAUUCUGACUACAGUCGGCUACCAACACCUCAUGGAUAAGUUUUCGUUCGUUAAAGCAUACUUUUUAAUAAGUGUGGCUGCAACUAUAAAUUGUGUGCCAGAAAAUAUACCGAAAGCACCCAGUCGUGGAUUUUCUUCUGAGAAGAGCAAAUUAAACUUCCCGUACUUGAAAGAGCUAUAUUCACGGGAUGAUGGAAGCUCAUUCUGUUACCUCUUGAAACUGAAAGAUGAUUUCACACUUUGCACACUAAAGGCCCUAUUACUGUUAGAGGCUGAAGACAAACUGAACAGCCUGAUGUCGGAGAUGGACCACGAAACCCACAAGAACCUCGCCCAGUAUUCCGCUGGGGACCUGGAAAUUGUGGUGGCCGCCCAGCUGCAGCUGGCGGCGAUCGCCCUGCAGAGACACCAGGCGGCAUACAGUGCUGCAAUAGUAUGUUCUGUACUCAGACUCCUCCAGGAUUCAAAGCUGUUUAAACAGAAGGAGGCAGAAAGUGACACAGAGACUCCCACCUGCACAGGAACGUCUGGCACUGAGAGUAAAGAUGACGAGUUUUUAGACCCAAUUUCCUUAAAUGCCCGAGAGCAUUUCAACAUUCAUCUGUGGCUGAGGUGCUGUCUAGCCUUGGUGACUGCAUUUGUGGCACAGAUCCGUGGCAUUGGAAUCAUGAAAGAAAAUGAUAUAACAGAUUUUGUGAGCCUUAUCAAUGAAGCAUGUGAGGAAGCAAAACAUUCUGAUGACAAAGAGCUACAGGCAGAGUUCUUGAUGCAAACUGUAAUCAUUGGCUUACAAGAAAAGCAUUUAAAGGCAGACAUCAUAAGAACACUGCAAGAUAUAAUACAGUUGCUGGAAGGAAAUGAAUUUAUUUCUCCACGAUCUUCUCUAACCCUGGUGAGAAGCAUGCUUUUGCUGGAUGACUUAACGAAAGCUGAGAAAUUCAGGGAAACCCCCUCUGCAAAGUCAGAAAAGUUAAACUUGUUGAAUCAGUGUCACAACAUUCUUAUUGAGCAGAUGCUAGCUUUGGGAGAAACAAUUGAAUUCCCUCUAUCAAACACUGACUACGCAAGUCCACUACAGCCUCUGAAAAAUAUCUAUCUUCCUCACGUCAUGUUACUAGCCAAAACAAAAAUGAGAAUUGGACACACGCUGGCCAAGCAGGUGUACUAUACCAGCAAGAAGAAGGACUUCUCAAAGUGGCUACCUGCUCUUCAUCUCUUUGAGGUAGCGUUGAAGCUCUGUAAGGUAUCAGCAACAGAAGAAUUUGAGGUGGAAGCGGAAAUCCUUUUCCAGAAAGGAAAAAUAGAACGGCAAGUAUUGAUGGAAGAUAAAUCUUCAAAUGUGAAACUUGAGAGUUUAUUUGAAGCUGUACAACUGAGCUUGAAAAAUGAUCAAAACUCGGGGCUGAUCAGGGAUUCCUACCUAGAAAUGGCCAUGCUGUUUUUACACACCAGGAAGUCAAAGAGCAAAGUUCAGCCACCCCCGUUAACAGCCGUGACUUCAACCAGAAGACAUAGUUCUAUUAAAGAAGAAUCAAUGAAUUACUUUGAAAUGUACAGUUCAUCAGCCUGGAUUGCAAUAAGAGCUGCUGCACAGGUGAGUGAAGCAAUACUGUCAAUUAAUCUGCUUAUUGGAAAGAAGAACACUAGAACUGAUAAAGUCAGUCAGGAGGCCUUACCCAAUAUCCCAGAGUUUGCCAUCAUGGAUCUUUUGUCUUCAUACACAGACUAUCUGCAAGAUAACUACCAGGCUGUCUUCCAGGCUGGCUGUGUACAUUUAUUCCACAGCGAUGACGCCAGUGACGCCACGGAUGCUACCAAAAAGCCCGAGACCAAAGUGGAUGUUACGUGGAUUCUCCUGCUUCGGUACUAUAUCCACCUGCAGAGAGUCAACAGUCUCAGCAAACUUCUAGCCUCACUGAAGCCGGCAUCCGGAAUCUCUCUACCAGAUGAUAUGCUCUUCACAUCUCUUUUCAAUUCUGGGAUGAUUCUGCGUCAAAAAGAAAUGCAUUUUUUCCUUAAAAAAUUCUUACAGCUAUAUUCUUAUUCUUGUAUUGAUGAGUUUCCAAAAGAACUACUUCAAGUAUUGGAAAAUGUGCCUUUUACAGAAAAAAGCUUCUGUGAUUCAUCAGGCAAGGUAUGCCAUGACAGUUCUAGCCACUCCGUUUUGUCACUGAAGCUGCUUGGCAGCCCAUCAAGCAGAGUUGAGGUGUCAUCAGAUAAGGCAAUACACGCUUUGAACAAAGAACUCUGCUUUCAGUGGUACAUCCCUCCCCUGGAAAGACCUUCAAAGGAGACAGAACCCAUGGUCUUAUUGUUGUAUGCUUAUAACACAAAGCCAGUGAAGAUUUUGGAUGUUAAAUCUACUGCUUACAAAGACAUAUGCAUUGGUUCUUUCUGGGUCCCACUGAAAAGAGUUAUUUCAAUUCAUGAGAGACUAUCUAACCUUGCACAAAUAGCUGAAAUUACAUUGCUACCCAACCCUGAAAUUACUUCAAAUGAAAAUAUCAAUGAAACAGUAGAAACGGACAAGAACUCAAUAGAUCAAGAAAUGGGGGACAUGAUUAUUCACUGCUGCUCUGAAAUAAAAUCUCUGUUUUUGACUGAUAGAGAUACAACACCACUUUUUGAGGUCCCAUUCGACGCCUCGCUUCCCUCUCUCCUCAAUCUCGAGAGACUUUUUGAUCUCGCCAAUGGGUGUAUCAUACCAGGAGGAAGUCUUUUCAACUGGAUGGUGUCUAUUAUUCCCUGAGCAUCUGCUUCGGGACCUCCAAAAAGGACUCAAUUGCUUUUCUCCACUGGAAGUCGGUUUUCAGGUCUGUCCUCUUAGAACCAAUAAAAUAAAAAUUGUUUUCCCUUA